AUGUGUGAUAUAAGCGAUCCAGAUCUCGUGAUCGAGAACCUCAUAGAAGAUCUCGUAGAAGCAGAUCUAGAGAGAGAAGUCGUGACAGAUACUACGGAGAAAGUGGUGGAAGUAGUACUUAUGGUAGAGAGAGAUCCAGGAGCCGAGAAAGAGAUCGAGAGAGGAGCCGUGAUGAAAGCGGUAGGGAAUAGGUUAAGGUACGUGAUAGGACAACUUUCAUCGUGUUGA
Molecule: messenger RNA, 228 nt
Organism: Nezara viridula (southern green stink bug)
Lineage: Eukaryota; Metazoa; Arthropoda; Insecta; Hemiptera; Pentatomidae
Source: the annotation of a GenBank genome assembly